AUGACUGCCGACCAAGAAGCGCAGCCAGAGUACGACGAUGGCGGUUUGACAGGUCCUGGGGCUCCAACCCCACUAUCAGCCUUGGAGGGCAUGGCUGGUCUGACUGCUCGCGACAUCAAAUUGUUCGUCGAUGCUGGCUACCACACUGUUGAGCGAGUCGCCUUUACACCGAAGCGUCAACUCGAACAAAUCAAGGGAAUUUCAGAGCAAAAGGCCAGCAAGAUUCUGGCAGAGGCCAAUAAGCUCGUCCCUCUCGGAUUCACCACAGCCACGGAAAUGCACGCGCGUCGAAGUGAAUUGAUCUCGAUCACGACUGGCUCUAAACAACUGGAUACGCUCCUUGGUGGUGGUAUUGAAACAGGCUCAAUCACAGAGAUCUUUGGAGAGUUCAGAACGGGAAAAAGUCAAAUUUGCCACACACUCGCAGUGACAUGUCAGUUACCAUUCGAUAUGGGCGGCGGCGAGGGAAAAUGUCUUUAUAUCGACACCGAGGGAACAUUCCGGCCGGUUCGGCUGCUUGCUGUUGCCCAGCGUUAUGGGUUGGUGGGUGAAGAAGUUCUCGACAAUGUCGCCUACGCUCGGGCCUACAAUUCGGAUCAUCAACUCCAACUAUUGAACCAGGCCUCUCAAAUGAUGUGUGAGACUCGAUUCUCACUCCUGAUUGUGGACUCGGCCACAUCACUGUAUCGAACAGACUUCAAUGGCCGUGGAGAGCUUGCAUCUCGACAGACUCAUCUCGCCAAGUUCUUGCGUACCCUUCAACAUCUUGCAGAUGAGUUUGGCAUCGCGGUCGUCAUCACCAAUCAAGUCGUGGCACAAGUCGACGGUGGCCCCAGCGCUAUGUUCAACCCUGACCCCAAGAAGCCCAUUGGAGGUAAUAUCAUCGCUCACGCGAGUACAACACGACUGAGUCUCAAGAAGGGUCGAGGAGAAACCCGAAUCUGCAAAAUCUAUGACAGUCCAUGUCUUCCAGAAAGCGAUUGUCUAUUUGCAAUCAAUGAAGAUGGCAUUGGCGAUCCGAGCGAGAAGGAUCUGGAGAAAGACUGA
Penicillium diatomitis is the source of this 1047-nucleotide messenger RNA. Its product is annotated as recombinase RAD51. Bases 1 to 1047 code for a protein of 348 amino acids. NCBI's taxonomy places the organism in Eukaryota, Fungi, Ascomycota, Eurotiomycetes, Eurotiales, Aspergillaceae. Gene Ontology annotation, molecular function: ATP hydrolysis activity; double-stranded DNA binding; single-stranded DNA binding. The record is from RefSeq and is a predicted model, not a curated record. Gene Ontology annotation, cellular component: condensed nuclear chromosome. Gene Ontology annotation, biological process: DNA strand invasion; DNA recombinase assembly; double-strand break repair via homologous recombination. The transcript has 4 exons.